Molecule: messenger RNA, 5367 nt
Organism: Brassica rapa (field mustard)
Lineage: Eukaryota; Viridiplantae; Streptophyta; Magnoliopsida; Brassicales; Brassicaceae
Product: polygalacturonase
Biological process (GO): carbohydrate metabolic process
Molecular function (GO): polygalacturonase activity
Source: RefSeq, a predicted model, not a curated record
UUUGUGUAUCUAACCAAACAAGAAGUUCUUGGACUGAGUACUGCUGACUAGCCUGACUCCGAAGUCCAAAGUCCAAAGUCCAAACAAUGAGUUUAUUAUAUUUCAUAUUGAUUAUCGUUUUAGUUUUUAAAUUUUAUUUUAUUAUAAGUGUUGUUUUACAUUUUUAAGGUAAAUAUUAAAUAUUUUUUUCAGUUUUUAUUCUUACUCUUAGCUCAAUAAUCAAUAAAAUUAAAUAAAAUCAUGUAUUAAAUAGAAGUAAGAUAGUACAUUUAAUCAUUUUUUUAAUUCGUGUGCAAAAAACUUAAAUGACAUUUAUAAUAAAACGAAUGGAGUAUAUGUUUUGUGAAUAAGCCGAAGACUAGGUGACACAUUGAAAAAAGAGAAAUCAUUUUCCAUGUAUUUGAUUUUCUCUUUGUUGUAGGGAUCUGAGAUCAUAAUUUAUGUUUUGUUUCCUUUCCUAUUUAAAGAACAUGAUCAAUAAAUGAAUACUAUUUUUUUUGAACAACUAAUAAAUGAAUAAUUAAUCCAUCAAAAACAACGGCUAUGGUUCUCUCGUUUAUACUUUUACUGUUACGUCAAGGUAGCAGCCAAGUGAGUUAAGCCUCUUGCGCAUUGAUCUUUGACAAUAUUGUGGAUUCAAAUUUGUGACUUAUUAAGACAAAAGGUUAAUGGUUGAAAAAACGAGGAUACUAACAUUAAAUGGACAUGAUUCACGUUGGCUAUGCUGCCUGGUGCCUAUCAGCCUAUGCAAUAUACACAAGAUCAACGCAUGUGGCUAUGUAUUUUAGUAAUUAAGCGAUUGGCUUUAAACGGGGUAAAUUACUAGUCAAAAUUCAUUAAUGAAAAUAUGUUGCUUACCGUGUACCUAUGUCACAUAUAUAGCAAAUGAACAAAAAAAAGUUUGUGCUAAGGUAAAAAAAAUAUCAUACUAUUCUGCAUUAUGUGUGAUCUUGUGUUCACACUCUCCACAAAGCAUCCACAUGUUACAUUCAUCGUCAAACUCCGAGUAACUGUAUAAGAUCUAAAAUUAAGUUAAACUGAAAAAUGUGUUGAAAGGUUAACAAAGACAGACAAUAAAUUAUAAAGAUCAGGGAACCCAUAUGGGAAAACAAUAUUUGGAUGAUUGGAUAUUGUAGUCCGUAGAAAUAUAAUGUAGAUGGGUGGAGUAGAUCAACAUGUUUACGGAACGUGACAAGUGGAAAAUAAUACGGAGGAGAUAUUGGGCCAAUGAUCACACCGAAAUGUUUUUCAAAUUUCCCCUAUAUUAAAUAAUUGUUUCCUUAUACUUGAAUGUUUUCUUAACUCAGACAUUUGAUUACUCAUAUUUUUCAAGUUCAUGCACUUUCAAUUGGCGUGCCAAUGGAGAGAAACAGUAAUAUAAGAUGAGAUGAGACGAGACGAGGGGUGCAACUGGAAUGCUAUUUUGUGGAAUAAAACUCUUUGGAAUGGAUUAUUCCACAUGUUUCCAUAAAAUGUUUACCAGUUACCAUGAAAACGUUUUAGAAACAAUUCCAUAUAUUCCAUUUUUGGAAUGGAACAAAAAAACAAAUCCUUUGUAAAUGUUGUUCCUUUUAUUCAGGAUCAUAAUCCUUCGUGAAUGAAUGGAAAAUCAUUCCAAAAAUAUUUUCAGUUUUUAUUCCAUUUAAUCUAUCAUUCCAUUUUUUCUUAUUCCAAAAAUAAUCAUUCCUUUAAUUCAUAAUAUUCCUUAUAUGAAUAACCAGUUACACCCGAGAUUUAAUUAACUAAAUUGUAGAGUAUAUACUUAUCAGUAGUUACUUAAUUAACAAUGUCAAUGGAAGGAUCAUGUUGCGCCGUAUCAAUACUAACUGGCAUGUUCAUGUUCAAGGAUCCAAUUUUGAAUGUGAGUCCAUCUUUCCUUACACCAAGAAGAAUGAUGCUCCUAAAAUUUAUGUAAUAUCGGAUUACAUAAUCCAGAUUUUGAAAGUCAUUCAAAUUUCCGCUGGAAGAGUUUUGUUCUAAAGGAAGUUAAAUUAUAUGGUUUGUAUCUAGAACAAAAAAAAGUUUGUAUCUCGUUUAAGAAAAAUGUACCGGCAUAGAGAUUCAAAAUCUCUUAGGCAUUCAAACAAUAUAAAUUUCAAAUAUUAUUUGUGUAUGCUAUAAUAAUGGUGUCUAGUGCUGAUCACAUGCAUUGCAAGAUCUCAAAAAUAUGCUAUGCUUAAGUUCACGUAACACAUUUAUUACGUCUGCAUAUAUGCUUUGCUGCAUUUAUUGGUAAGGACAUCAUGCUGUGUUCAUGCUUCUCUUUGAUUGUCACGCAUUUGUACACAGUAGCACCAUUGUGGAUAUACAUACUUAUAAAAGUUAGCAUAGACCCAAAAAUUAGUAAUUGACCAAACAUCUACGUGUUGUUGGAGACUGAUUUUGAUAAACAAUUUACGCCUAGUCAGUAUCAUUAACCUUUCGUUCUAGGCUUCUAGCUCGCCAUUAGUCUAGAUAUGGAUUUUACCGGUUUAGAAGGAAUUGCUAUAUUAAUUCACAUAGGGGAUUCAGCGCAUGUCCAACAUUUUCAAUUUAGUCUUAAUCCCCUAUGCGCAUUUCAAAUUCUAUGUCCUUAUUACUCAUGUAAAAAAAAAUUUAGUGUUCUCUUUGCAGCUAAAAUUAUUACUUAAAAUCAUGAUAUCCUAAGUGGUCGGUUCUUUUGCCUAGGCUCCGGACCGGGCCUGAGGGGAUUAUACGUCUGACAAAAACAUAAGACUAUAUAAUAUCCUUAGGAAAGAAAUCAACACACACGCAUCUAACCAUAUUAUAUCAUUUUACAAGUAGUAUGUUUCUGGACUCCGAAACAAGUUGGCUUGGGAAAGUAAACAAGACCUUCGUUCUAGAUCUAGUACAGUGAACAUCAUCACUUAAGCAAAUGUUGUUAUCCGGGCGAAUAAACAAGUAAUCUGAAGCAAUGCAUAAAAAAUGAGAAGUUCAUUGUGUCCAGAUCUAGAACGUGACACCACAAAAGUAUAGGCAUUUUGUUGUGCUAACUCUCAAGGCUCAUGAAUAUCUCAUUCAAGACUAACCAACAAUAAAAAAAAUUAUUAUUAAAUAACAGAUUCAGCUACUGAGGGAUUAAUAUUGUUUCCCAUGGACUAUAUUACCGAUUCAAACUAAACAAAUUUUGCAUGAGCCAUGAAUUGCAUAUAUUCCCGCCCAAUUAUCCUGCAGAAUUUUCUCCAUGUGACACUACAAUAAAUUCCAACUGUCACAGAUAGCUUUUGAUUAUAGGUUUCUUCUCAACUUGAUUAAUGUUCUUGUUUAUUACCGAAUAAAAACAACACUUCUACAUUAACGUAUCGUGAAGCCUUCGUAUGUAUUUCCAAACUAUUUCAAAACUAAACAGUAUAACUUUAAAUAUCAGACUUUAAAUGUUAAGAAUUUCCUUUUUUGAAAAAAAUGAGUUAAUUUGAAAAGAAACUCACUAAACAUGCAUUAGCAUUCAUAUACAUAUGCAUAUUGAUAACUUAAAGUGACAAUAUUAUCUUGCAGACUAUUAUUCGUACAAUAACAAUGUGUACACAAAGAAUCCAUAAGUACAUAAUGAUUAAAUAACUUGGAAUCAAGUAAAACUUAGGUCACGUUUAUUUUAAUGCACCGCGUUUGACGUGAUUAGUCAUUAAUACACCAAUCCUCCGAUCUAUAACAAAAAAAUAUGUUCUCCCUGUAUAGUGUAUAUAUAUAACUCUCCAUUAUUUCUUCUAAAUCAUUACAAUCAGACAAAGCCAUCAAAAACUAGGAAAAGAAAAAUCUAAGAUGGCCAAAAAUAUCUCUUUUCCUUUAGUCAUCAUACUAUUUUCCAUUGUUUUCUUUCUUAUUAACUCGUCCAACGCAAUGCCUUCGUUUAACGUACAAAGAUACGGAGCUAGAGGUGAUGGACGAACUGAUUCAACCAAGCCAUUUUUGACGGCUUGGUCAUUAGCCUGCCGCUCUAGGGCUCGAGCUAUGGUCUACAUUCCCCGUGGAACAUACUUGGUUAGAAACCUAGUCUUUUGGGGUCCUUGCAAAAGCCAUAUUACUUUCAAAAUCGAUGGAACGCUCGUGGCUCCGUCGAAUUACUGGAGUAUAGGCAAUUCUGGUUACUGGAUCCUAUUCGCUAAGGUAAACCGGAUCUCGGUUUCUGGUGGAACCAUUGAUGCUAGAGGGGCUGGUUAUUGGUCUUGUAGGAAGAAUGGUGGUCAUUGUCCUCAAGGUGCAAGGUCUAUGUCGUUUAGCUGGUGCAACAAUGUACGACUAAGUGGCCUAACGUCAUUGAAUAGCCAGAAUAUGCACGUCACGGUUCAUCAUUCUUCUAAUGUUCGUAUUCAAAACAUAAGGAUUAGGGCUCCAAGUGGAAGCCCUAACACCGAUGGUAUCCACGUCCAGUCUUCUUCUGGAGUCACCAUUAGUGGUGGAACAAUUGCGACCGGUGAUGAUUGCAUUGCUCUUAGCCAAGGAUCUAGGAACAUAUGGAUCGAACGCGUGAACUGUGGACCUGGACAUGGAAUCAGCAUUGGGAGUCUUGGGGAUUACGUUAAUGAGGAAGGCGUGCAGAAUGUAACCGUCACGAGCUCUGUUUUCACCAAGACACAAAAUGGAGUAAGGAUAAAAACGUGGGCUAGACCGAGCAGAGGGUUUGUGAGGAAUGUGGUAUUUCGUAAUUUGAUUAUGAGGAAUGUCGAUAAUCCAGUGAUAAUAGAUCAAAACUAUUGUCCUAAUGGAAGAGGCUGCCCUCGUCAGAGCUCUGGUGUGAAGAUAAGUGGAGUGACGUUUGCAAACAUAAAAGGAACAUCAACAACACCAAUAGCUAUGAAGCUGGAUUGUAGUAGAAGCAAUCAUUGCACAGGAAUAAGGCUACAAGACAUUAGACUUACUUACAUGAGAAGAUCAUCAGCUUCUUAUUGCAGGAAUGUCCAUGGACGAAGAUCUGGAGUAGUGAUUCCAAGGAACUGUCUCUGAGUCAGGAUUCCAAGAUUUGACAAUUGGGAUUCUAUAUAUAAACCCCAAGAUUAAUUGAUGGGUGUAGAUAUCUUAUAAGGUGAUGUUUGUUUGAUUUGUCUGAUGUUUCUUAACCUCAGAUUCAUCUGAAUUAAAAUGUGUUGAAUUCUUUGGUGUGAAUUGAAAUGAAGAAUAGCAGUGAUCUAUUCGGUUGUUCUCUUUAUCAAUGUGGUUGUACCAAUUCUGUUUUUGCAUGAAAUUUCAUAUAUGAAGCUGGUUGUACAAAUGGCCAUUUAUUUAUAAUAUAUAUAUAUAAUAAACAAUUUUCAAACAUAAAUCAAAUUUAUUAUUUGGCGUCCAACCAGACAGAUCAAAAUGAUUUAAAAAUAUAUUUAUAUGAUUAAAAUACUGGCAUUACAAGAACAUUUAUGAAGGCAGAUCUAGAUU